This is a messenger RNA of Geodia barretti, 410 nucleotides long. NCBI's taxonomy places the organism in Eukaryota, Metazoa, Porifera, Demospongiae, Tetractinellida, Geodiidae. The record is from the annotation of a GenBank genome assembly.
UUAUCGCUCGCGCGACGAAAUCCGUCUAGCUAAACACUGGAUAGUGCUUGAUGAUGACAGAAUUCAGACCAACUCGUUAAAUAAAAAUGCCACCUAAGAAGAAGGCAGGAGGAGGCGGUGGGAAGAAAGGGAAGGGGAAGAAGAAGGAAGCCAAGGGAUCAUCGGGGGGCCCAGAGCCAGUGGCUCCAGAUCCGUUCAGCCCUGCGGCUAGACUCAACGCGUACUACAUAGCUCACGGUCCAGUCCAGUUCCUAGCCUUCAGAGGGUACAGCUUGAGUGGAGGGGGCGGGGCCAAGAAGAAGGGAGGGAAAAAGAAAUGACUCCUUCCCAAUUUAGAGCUUUUUCUAGUUUUUUACUCCAUUCAAUUGCUAUUCUAGAAACAUAUUUUUUUAAUUUUGUGUGAAAAAGAU